AAAGAAAAACUUCAUGUUUGAGGUCCAGAGAGGAAAAAGGGUGGGAGGUCUGCAGAGAGAGGGAGAGUACAGUAUGGAGGGAAGUGUGGGGGGCUGAUGAUGUCAUACAGGCCACGCCCACCUGCAGAGGCUAUACAUGCCGGUGUUUCGGUGGUCCACCUCUCCACACUGAGGACGUCCGACGGCUGAACAAGUCCUAAGACUCUUAGUGAAGUUGUCCAGCUCCUGGUCGCUCCUCGUCCUCCUCGUCCUCAUCUUCAUCCUCGUCUCCUGGAAGCUGAAGCCUCGGGCUCAUGGCGGGCAACGCUCUCCUCCUGCAAGUCCUCGUCCUGCUGCUCGGAGGGACCGUCGUCCUCAACGGCGUCUCUGCACAGAGGAUCAGAGUGCGGCGUCAGAACAUGAAGGUCCGGAUCAACGCCACCGGCGACACCAUCGUCAUGAAGUUUGUGCGCCCGAGUCCCGACGUGAAGCUGGAGGGUUACAUCCUGGGUUACGGCAGCAGCAUGUUCUCCAAACAGUUCAUCCAGCUGCCCGAGAACGGACAGCCGUACGAGACCGAGAUGGACGCGGAGCCAAAGUACCUGGUGGCCGUCCAGCCGAUCCCGGUCAACGACGUGAAGAAACACUGCACAGGGAAGGUGAACCUGGAGAAGCCGCUCCACCUGGUGAUCGGCUCCGUCAGCCCCACGGCGGUGCUGCUGUCCUGGGGAAACUACCUGAAGACGCCCUACGAGGGGAACAUCAUGAACGAGUGUCUGGAGGACGGGUUCUACACCAUCCGCUACAGGGAGAGGAACAGGAAGUGGAUCUAUCAGACCUGCCCGACCAGCGACACGGUCAUCGACAACCUGAAACCCAACACGCCCUACGAGUUUGGCGUCCGGUCCAACAAGGACGACCGCAGCGGCACGUGGAGCAAACCGGUCAUCCACAACACCAGCAUGGGCAAUAAGAACGCACAGAAGCCGUACAAGCUGCGUAAUCCUCUCGCGAAGCCGAUGAAGCCUCUGGGUCCACACGCUCUCUUCCCUCCUCGUCCAGCUCUGCACAACAGGACUCGACUCCCGCCUCUGCUGAAACACCCGGCGUUCCCCGGAGCUCCUCACCUUUCUUUUGCGCCGACUGAGAGCCACCAGGACACUUUACCUCAGCCCGGCUCUGCUGAGCCCAAAUGGCCUCAUGUGUCACUCGACAAAGGAAACACUUUUAGAAACGACACCGACCGACCGGCAGCUCGUCAUCCUGCACUGCCCCAACUCCUGCCCACCAAAGCCCCUCCCGCCAACGCCACAGCCUCCCCCCUCGUUAAGUUCCCCUCCGGUGGUGACUCACAUGACGGGCAGACUGCUAAGGCGCCCACUCGUGCACCCGAGAAGCCUCAUGAGCCUACUGCUUUCGUCAAAUCGCAGGACGGCUCGUCGCUGCCGAGACCAGCUCUGGCCAAUGAGAGAGCCAGAGCUAACAGCUGGGGUCGAGGCAGCAACAGAAAUCUCUCUCCAUCGCUGCCUCUGCGGCCUUACCACCCAGCAGCUACCACGGUGGUCAGAUCCACGAGGCCUGCAUCGAGAAACCCCUUCUUUCCCUUCUCUAGCGGCCUCAGACAGCCCCACUCUUCCUCUAGACCCAGUAACUCAUCCCCGACCUCGGGGAUACUCGGGGUAAACGGGCAGCCGCACCGGGGCAUUUCCCCAGCUAAACCGGCCUUAUGGUCCAGACCUCGACUGGUGAACAACUCAUUGCUGGAGGACAAGAAGUCUGAAUUCCCUGACGUGUUUGGCCGUUCGAGUUCCACCACUGAAGAGCUCUUUUAUGGAUCUCCUGCUCGCCCGUCUUUACCGAUCAACAAGAAACCAAACAUGGUGGGGAAGCCCGGAGAGACGGACAAAGUGAACAACUUUAAGCAGACGGACAAGUUGCCAGUCCUGAAACCCAAAGUCCCAACCGCCAAGCCAACCAAACAGGAACGGAAACAGACCACAACUUCUGCACCGACAGCAGCUGCCAGUCGACAGGAAACCUGGGAAGACUCUGAGCUGUUCAAAUCACAGCCGUCCUCUGACGUUGAUGCUUUGGGCAAGAAGCGUUACAUCGCGCCUCACGUCAUCUACCAAACGGGCAAGAAACCGGACGAGCCUUGCUCCAUCACCUCCUCCCUCAACUACUUCCCCGAAGACGAGCACGGAGAGACAAAUGUGACGGCUCCGCCCAAGUCUCCGCCCUCCAACCUCACCGUGGUGACGGUGGAGGGAUGCCCGUCCUUCGUCAUCCUUGACUGGGAGAAAACUGACAACGACACCACCGAGUACGAAGUCAUCUCCACGGCCAAAGGACCUGACGGAGAGCAGGUUUCCAUCCUGACCACCAACCAGACUCACACCGCUGUGGAGAACCUCAAGCCUGAGAGCAGUUACGAGUUCAAGGUGAAGCCGAAGAACGAGCUGGGUGAAGGUCCUCUCAGUGAGCCCGUGUCCUUCAACACGGAGUCGGCGGACCCGAGGGUGAGCGAGAACGUUUCAGGAAAAGAUGCCAUCUGGACUCAGUUCCCCUUCAAGACGGACUCGUACUCCGACUGCCACGGCAAACAGUACGUGAAGAGGACCUGGUACCGCAAGUUUGUCGGCGUCCAGCUGUGCAACUCGCUCAGGUACAAGAUCUACCUGAGCGACUCGCUCAACGGUAAAUUCCACAACAUCGGAGAUCAGUCCGGCUUCGGUGAGGAUCACUGCCAGUUUGUCGAUUCGUUCCUGGAUGGAAGAACAGGCAGGCAGCUCAGAGCCGACCAGCUGCCUUCCAGAACAGGUUUCUACCGAGCCCUGCGUCAGGAACCCGUCCACUUCGGCCAGAUAGGAGGAAACUCCCACGUCAGCUACGUCUCGUGGUACGAGUGUGGAACACCCAUCCCCGGCAAAUGGUGAACAGACUGAGUGGUUCUGGGAGAAGCCCGGGAGGAGCCGUCGCCCGUGCUGGGAUGGCGACAGGAGCAGGGGGUCGUUAGAAAUCAGCCGGGCCUCUGAACUGCCUCACUUUACCCAGUGCUGUAAAAACAUGUACAGGACAUACUCGUCAGGGAAUUAGUAACGAGAGAGCAUUUUAAAAAAUUAUGUAAUAGCAAACGUGCCUCAUCUUUACUAUUUAUCAAGCAACAAGGCUAAACUGGUAGCAGAGCAGGAGGAUACGUGGAGGUUUGUUCGCUCUCUGCAGUCAGGGUGGCAGACCCACGCUAGAUAUAUUUUAUUUUGUGUUAUAGAAAUAAUGAUGGGAAGCUGGCUCCCUGGAAUACUAUUUUCAUAACUUGUGAGAUGUUAUUUAUCAAAGGUCUUUGAUUACAUUUCUUCACGAGGUCACAGGAUUUCUGUUUCUCUGGUGUGGACGUUCACAACAUUUUGUUUCCGGUCGAGCUCAUUCCAGUUAAAGUGAAAGUACAACCAUGAAGUGAGACACGCUAACCGCAAACAACCGUCCGGGUUGGCAUUCGGGUCUGACGGGUAAAACCAGUCCGACCAGGCAACACGUUAAAGCCAGCGACAGGUGAUGAGAAUAACACCUGACUCCUCGUUCGCCUUCCUCGUCCUCGCAGCAUUAAGACGCUGUGGCUCGUCGGUGUUCGUCGGUGGUUUUAAAGUUUUGGCUGGUUGGUGGAUCUGGACUUUUAUGUCUCCCUGCCUCAUGCAUGUACACCCUUAGCCGCCUGCCACCACAGGCCCCUAAGCCUCAGUUAACCCUUCAGAUAUCUUGUUCUGGUGAAAAAAAUGCCAAAACUGUAAAGGAUUUGGAUUCACAGGAACCUGCACUUUAAUAAAACUCGUGUACCAACGCGAGCUGCUCCCAAAGGGGGGAACCUGCCGGCCGGAGGCGUCUUCAGCUGCACUCUGCACAACAGAAAUGCAUCUGUGUGUACGUGGAGAGGAUGGAGAUGCAUUUCCCUUCACUGCGGACUUUUGUGUUUUACUGCGAGAGGCGACGCUCGCAGCCCAGCUGUAAUAAAACAUUAAUGCUGGCUGUGAGCAGCCUCUUUGUGCGGUGGAAGAAGAAGAACUAAUGAUAACUGGAUGUCCACUUCUGUCAACCAGCUGACUGCCUGGUAGAUUGUAAAGCAGAUGUUUGUGUGGUGGGUCGUCGAGGCAGGAAGCCCAAAGCGAUGCGGGACGACGGAGCACCGGACUGAAUGCUGUUUCCUGUUCUGUGCCUUUAACUUUGCUCUGGAGCCCUGACUGUACUCAUGCAUAGACCCCAUUAUUAUAAAUCUGAGGACGGCGAGAGUGUUUGUCACCACAAGGCUGUGCUGGUGAUGAUUUCCUGUUUGUUUCUGUAUUGACUUUCAACAAUAAAGACUUUUUGAUUCUUCUUUUUUUAAA
Molecule: messenger RNA, 4355 nt
Organism: Scatophagus argus
Lineage: Eukaryota; Metazoa; Chordata; Actinopteri; Scatophagidae
Gene: abi3bpb
Product: ABI family, member 3 (NESH) binding protein b
Exons: 24
Coding region: 294-2915 (873 amino acids)
Biological process (GO): positive regulation of cell-substrate adhesion; extracellular matrix organization
Molecular function (GO): protein binding
Source: RefSeq, a predicted model, not a curated record